CCGCCCCAAGGUGUGCUCGGCCCGUGCCCCAUUGCGAAGCCUCAGCAGGGUCUGCCCCGGAAUCAGUGAUGUCGGGAUCCCCUCCACUAAAGGAACCGGGAUGGCAUCCUCGAGGGGCGAAAAAUAAAAGAGGGGAACCUGGCAGGGGGAGGUCCCGGCCAGGGGAGGGUGAUGGCGCUCCGGUUUAGAUUCGGUUCCUGUCACUGUUCGCAGCUUCUCUAAAAUGAGCGGCCAAGCCCCCGCUGGCCUGGAAGGCAGGGUCCGGAAAACCCUGCGGAAGGUCUUCGGGUUUGAGUCCUUCAAGACUUCCCUGCAGGAAAGCGCGACCAUGACUGUGGCGAGAGGGGAGAAGGAUGUCUUUGUGUGCAUGCCCACAGGGGCAGGGAAGUCCUUGUGCUACCAGCUUCCUGCAGUUCUGGCAGUGGGCAUCACCAUUGUCAUUUCACCUCUGAUUGCACUGAUUCAGGAUCAAGUGGAUCACUUGCUGGCUCUGAAGAUCAAAGCCUGCUCUCUCAACUCCAAGCUUUCUGCCCAGGAAAAAAAGACAAUCCUGGCUGACUUGGCAAGUGAGAAGCCCCAGGUAAAACUCCUGUACCUCACCCCAGAGAUGGCAGCUGCCUCUUCCUUCCAACCUACUCUGAACUCUCUGCUGUCCCGUAAUCUCUUGUCCUACCUGAUCAUCGAUGAAGCUCACUGCGUCUCCCAGUGGGGCCACGACUUUCGACCUGAUUACCUGCGGCUGGGCACCCUGCGCACCCGGGUACCCAGCACUCCCUGUGUUGCCCUGACUGCCACGGCCACCAAGCAGGUCCAGGAGGACAUUGUGGCAGCACUGAAGCUAAAGCAACCACUGGCCAUGUUUAAGACUCCUUGCUUCAGAUCUAACUUGUUCUAUGAUGUGCAGUUCAAAGAGCUCUUGACGGAUCCGUAUGCCAACUUGAAGGACUUCUGUCUGAAGGCACUUGAAGUCAAGAACACCACUGGGGUGUACUCUGGCUGUGGCAUUGUGUACUGCAGGAUGAGGGACGUGUGUGACCAGCUGGCUAUUGAACUGAGCUACCGAGGGGUCAAAGCCAAGGCAUAUCAUGCAGGGCUCAAGGCAGCUGACAGGACUUCAGUCCAGAAUGAAUGGAUGGAAGAGAAGAUCCCUGUUAUUGUUGCAACCAUCAGUUUUGGAAUGGGAGUAGACAAAGCAAAUGUAAGAUUUGUUGCCCACUGGAAUAUUGCUAAAUCAAUGGCUGGGUAUUACCAAGAAUCUGGGAGAGCUGGGAGAGAUGGGAAGCCCUCCUGCUGCCGACUCUAUUACUCAAGGAAUGACCGGGACCAAGUCAGCUUCCUGAUCAAGAAGGAGCUCUCUAACAUCCAAGAAAAAAAAGGCACCUUAAAAGAAUCUGACAAAGCUGUGAUGACAGCAUUUGAUGCCAUUGUGAACUUCUGUGAGGAGCUGGGAUGCCGCCAUGCUGCCAUAGCCAAGUACUUUGGUGAUGUCACCCCGCCUUGUAACCAGUGCUGUGACUACUGCAAGAACCCAGGGGCAGUGAAAAGGCAGCUGGAGUCACUGGAGCACUGCAGCAACAGCUGGAGCAAAACCUGCAUUGGGCCCACAGGUUCCUCCUGGGAUACAUAUGACCCGGAGCUGUAUGAAGGCGGGAGAAGAGGCUGCAGAGGUUUUAGCAGGUAUGAUGAAGAAAGCAGUGGGAAUUGGGAUGAAGACAAUGAAGAGAGUCGGAAGCGUGAGUGGAACAACUUCUACAAAAAGCAGAUGAGUCUGCGCAAAGGCAAAGAACCAGAAAAGGAAGAUUUUGUUCCUCCAAGUGCAGACUGCCCCUUGAAGGAUGCUUCCAGCAGGAGAAUCUCUAAGCUCACAGUGAAGGGACGGGAACACUGCUUGAAGAUGCUGGAAGAAGCCUUGAGCACCAAUCAAACGGUUCCAGCAGCAGGAGGAAAAGGGUCAGACCCUCAUGCCUGUGCUGUGGAGCUGGAGUAUGAAGCUUUCCGAAGCAGCAAAAUGGCCAACUCCUACAAGGCAACUGUGCUGAAGAAGGUAGCAGAAAUCAACAAAGCCUCAAAACAAGGAGAGCUGUUCUUAGUCUUUGGAUCUGGAAGCAGUGGCAACAGCAGCUUGGAAACAAAACCUGGGGCUCCAGCAGAAGAGGACUUCCUCCCUGCAUCCCAGGUUUACUCGUUCAAACCCAAGCGUGUGGGAGCAGGAUUUCCAAAGAAAUCCAGCCUGUUCCAGACAGCUUCAGAACUGCUGAAGAUCCAGGAGAAGAGUGAUGCAACGCCUGUCAAAAGAGAAGUAGAUUGUCCAAGUGGUCAAGACAACAGCAACUGCAGUCUGGAACUGGAUACCAGAAACCCUGUUCUUCAGAAGAAAGGAGCAACCAAAGCAAUGUGUGAAAGUGCUGAGACAGAAGUACUCCUUUCUGAAAGGAAGGGACAGAGACCCAGUCCAGACAAAAAAGCUGCCCUUUGGGAGAGCCCAACUAAAAAGUCCAAACCUAGCAAGAAGCAGCAAAUGCUUGCAGAAGCAGCUAAGAAAGAAUCACAGGAUAUUUCCAAAUUCUUCUCUCUCCCUAAAGGUGGGUCUAAAGCCAAGAGUUGCAGCUCAGCAAAGGGAGAUAGCUGUUCUGCAAGCACACUACCUCACGUUUCUUCACAAAGCAUGUGUCAAGAGAAACCAAUACCUCAGGAAAACAAUGAUGUCUCUGGAGAUGUGACUGGACAGAACCAGGCAGAGAAUGAAAAACUGCCAGAGACAGAAAUAACCCUGACUGAGAGAGAAGAGGAUUUUAAAACACAGCAGACUGCUGAAUCUGAAUUCCUUCAGAAAGAAAUUGGUGUAAAAUCCAGUAGUGUUGCUGAAAAUGUUGCAGAAACUGAACUUACUGUUGUUGGGGAAGGCGAGUGUGGGAAGAGACCAGGAUCAGAUGAGGAUAUGGAAAAUCCUGCAACAAAGCGGCUACGGACAGUGGCAAAAUCUUCAAUUCUGUCCCAGUCAGAAAGCAAAAGCGUUGGUCCGAUGAAGAAGAAGGUGACUUUUGAUCCAAAUUUAUCACAGUGUGAUAAAGAAGGAACCAGCAAGACUGUACAGCCAGUGACCAAGAGCACAUCCCUCAAAGAGACAGCAGACAUCGUUGUCAAAUGUUUGACCCCAUUCUACAAGGGUGGCAAAUUUGCUUCCAAGGAUCUGUUUAAGGGCUUUGCUCGGCACCUCUCUCAUUUGCUGACUGAAGAGCAGAGCCCUGCCUGCAAGACUGUGAAGGAGGAAGCACAGAGGCUCAUUAAGGAGUUUUUCAAAACAAGGGUCAGGUGUGAGAGUGAGACAGACUGGCAGGAGCUGCAGAGCUCAGAGACCUGAUCCUUGCAUCAUGCUGCCUGUCUUCCUUCCUCCAACAGUAGGACCAGGGGAUCUUCAAGAACUCAGCCAUGGAAGGCUUCAUGAAACUGCAGAAUUGAGCUUUAUUUUUCCCAACUGCAUUUUUGCUCACUACUGACCUUAGUGGCACACACCACCUGGAAACCAGUUUCUGUGAAGUUCUGGAGAGUUUCUCCAAUUACCAGGACACUGAGCCCUCUAGUUCCUCUUUUCAAGAGAUGGAGCCUGCAUCUGCAGUGUGGAUUAGCAGCUGCUGCCUCGGAUGUUGUGCAGUGUUUCAAACCUCUACUUUCCUACAGUUGUCUGGGAAGGGCUUUCCAGCCAGGACUCUGCUUUGGGAUGGUAUCCCACUUCCUGGAUGGCUUCCCCCAUCUCUUAGUUCUUGUUUCAGUGUUACCAAUAGAAGCCUUAUGCUACAAGUUCACAUGCUUUGCUUGGGCUGCCAGUGACAAACUUGAUGGUUGAGUUCCUGGAUGGAAUGUUUUCCCUUGAAGGGCAAGAAGAGAAUGUUGUGGGUUGUUUUUGGGUUUUUUUUUUGUUUGUUUUUUACCAUGCAGGUGAUGUCUACUUUCUGAAGGUGAAGAAACUCAAGAGUUUUUUUGUUUUAAUCUGAAGGGUUUUUUUAAACUGUGUCUAGUUCUGCCUGCCCUUUCACUUAAGCAGUCAUUCUCUUCCAAGUAUUAACUUCUCCAAUAGUGGCACUAAGGUUGCCAAUGUUUUCCCAGCAUUUGCUUGUAACCCCCAAAGCCAUAUUUGCUCCCUGUGCCUCGCCCACAGUCUGCAAUACAGAGGGCAACACUGCUGUUACAACUGGCUAAGGUACUGCUGUGGCCCUCACAUUGGCAAUGUGAUGCCUCUGCUGCUAUAUUUAUAUAGGACCUGAACCUUAGGGUAUCAGUGGGCUUGAAAUAAUCUGAUUCCCCGGCCCAGUUUCUUUCUGUUGGGUUUUUGUUGGAUUCUGCCUUUGUACCAUGCCUGUAGAGACUGGUGGCCUCAGGCACAAGUGUACUGCUAAUGGAAUCUGCAGCCUGAGGCCACCAAACAGGCUUUUGGGAUCACUGUACUGAGCAGAUGUAUUUUUUUAAGAUGUUCUGAAGGUAUAUGUGGAACUGACAAUAAAACAACGUUAGAACUGC
Molecule: messenger RNA, 4515 nt
Organism: Calypte anna (Anna's hummingbird)
Lineage: Eukaryota; Metazoa; Chordata; Aves; Apodiformes; Trochilidae
Gene: RECQL5
Product: RecQ like helicase 5
Exons: 19
Coding region: 224-3361 (1045 amino acids)
Biological process (GO): double-strand break repair via homologous recombination
Cellular component (GO): cytoplasm; chromosome
Molecular function (GO): ATP binding; nucleic acid binding; 3'-5' DNA helicase activity
Source: RefSeq, a predicted model, not a curated record